CCUCGUGCUAGAGGGCAGGCGCCGGCCCGCUGGCGGCCAGCACAAGAUGGCGGCGCUCCGCAAAAAGUGGUCCGAGCUGUGCCGGCUGGUGCAGGCGGAGUCUGCGACUGCGGCCGCGGCUGCGGCCACGGCUGCGGCCGAGGCCGGGCUGGGGCCGUGCUACCCGCCCGUGGUUGCGUCCGUUACGGCCAAGAGCAAGGCGGCGCAGCGGCGGCGCCAGGAGCUGUUCCACCAGCUGCUGCACGAGGCGGACUCCAUCGAGAAGAAGCUGAAGUUGUACGAGCAGCGCCAGCGCCGCAAGUUCAUGCUGUACCCGCAGACCUUCUCGCUGUACGCCGACCGCAGCUACCAGAGCUUCACCAAGACCGCCUUCGUGCCCGGCCUGCCGCCCGCCCUCUGGGCCCCCGCCGACCUCGGCCUCGGCCUCGACCUUGACCUCGGCGCCCUGCGCGGCCUGGCCUGCGACGCGCUGCUGCAGGAGCACUUCUACCUGCACCGCGAGUCCGUGCGCGGCGUCCCCCCCCACCAGUCUCUGUACGGGCCUUUCCUCACGCAGCUCGUCGCCUCCCUCAGCGCCCGGUUGGCCCUACACAACCCGCUGCUCGCCGCCUCCACCCUCGACUUGCAGCCACAGGUGAACUUCUAUUGGAUGCGAGGGGAAGAGGUCAUUCGUCAUGGACACCGAAGCGGAAGAGUUGAUCCAGUGCGAUUUCAGAUAGAUGACAAGCCAGUUGUUCAGAUUCGUGUGCCAAAGCAGCUUCCGGAGUUUGUACCUUUGGAUCAUUUAGUCACUGAAGAAAUUCCUGUUAUUAAGCACACACCAGACAAACUUCCAAUGUUCAAAAGACAAUAUGAAAACAAGGUAUUUAUAGGAUCAAAGGUAGCGGAUCCCUGCAAAUACGGACACACACAAUUUCAUUUGAUUCCUUAUCGAUUGACAAGGAAGAAAUUAAUAAAAAAAAAUCUUGCUCAUCAAGUUGAAGUUGUUAACCGAGCUAAUGGUAUUGCAAGUCUCUUUGCUUGGACAGCAGCACAAGCUAUGUAUCAAGGCUUCUGGAGUGAGGCUGAUGUAACCCGUCCCUUUGUAUCACAGGCUGUGGUCACUGAUGGACAAUAUUUUGCUUUCUUUUGUUACCAGCUGAAUACCUUAGCGCUUACAGUUGAAGCUGAUAAAAAUAACCCUCGGAAGAAUAUCUGUUGGGGAACAGAUAGUAAGCCAUUAUAUGAAGCAGUGGAAGAAAAUAAUAUAAAAGGCUUUAAUGAUGAAGUUCUGCUUCAAUUAGUUCAGUUUCUGCUAAACAGACCUGAGGAUUUGCAAACUGAUAGACUACCACUUGCCUCAGCCUAGGAUUGAUCUAAAAUUGAAUGGAAACACUUUGCAGGAGGAGAAAACCUUUCAAAGUUAUUUCUGCCAACUUAUGUGCAUAUUAUAUUGUAUUAAAGAAAAGUGUUCUGAAA
This is a messenger RNA of Alligator sinensis (Chinese alligator), 1458 nucleotides long. It is a transcript of the gene MRPS30, whose product is annotated as mitochondrial ribosomal protein S30. NCBI's taxonomy places the organism in Eukaryota, Metazoa, Chordata, Crocodylia, Alligatoridae. The record is from RefSeq and is a predicted model, not a curated record. Gene Ontology annotation, cellular component: mitochondrial large ribosomal subunit; mitochondrion; ribosome. Gene Ontology annotation, molecular function: structural constituent of ribosome. The coding region runs from base 47 to 1348 and encodes 433 amino acids. The transcript has 5 exons. Gene Ontology annotation, biological process: translation.